UCUGUCCUAGUGCUGGGCAUAAACUUUAUGCCCUCCCUCUAAACGAAGUUAGAAAGUUUAACAGAAAAAGGGAUGGUGGCAAGAAUAGGUUUGCGCGCAUGCGCAGCUCCAGCCCUGAGUCUCCUUUUGGCGCCCGGGGCAGUGAGAAUCCGUGAGAAAUUUCCCGACGGCGCGGAAGAUGCGCGCCACUUCCGGUCGGGCUCCUAACAACGGGGGAGGCUGGUAACCAGGGUGGGGGGGGAUGGCGGAGCGGGCGCUGGAGCCCGAGGCGGAGGCGGAGGCUGAGUCCGGCGCGAAGCCUUGGGAACAGGUCCCCAAAAAGCCAAAGCACAAGAAAAGGCGGCGCCGCAACGUGAACUGCCUGAAGAACGUGGUCAUCUGGUAUGAGGACCACAAGCACCGCUGCCCCUACGAGCCGCACCUGGCUGAGCUGGACCCUACCUUCGGCCUGUACACCACAGCUGUGUGGCAGUGCGAGGCCGGCCACCGCUACUUCCAGGACCUGCACUCACCCCUGAAGCCCCUCAGCGACUCAGACCCCGACAGUGACAGAGUGGCCAAUGGCCGGGUGGCUGGUAGCUCCGAUUCGUCCAGCUCCAGCUCUGGCUCUGACUCUGAGGAGCCCCCCGAGAGCCACUCAGUCAAGGGCUCCUCAGCGGUGACAGCAGCGGCAGUGACAACAGCGGCAGUGACAGCAGCAGUGCCUCCUCCCAGCCCCGUGGGGAGCAGCGGGCUCAUCACACAAGAGGGCGUGCACAUCCCCUUUGACGUCCACCACGUGGAGAGCCUGGCCGAGCAGGGUGCCCCGCUGUGCCCCAACCCCGCAGCCAGCGGCCCCGAAGCCCUGGAGACGGUGGUGUGCGUGCCAGUGCCGGUGCAGGUGGGCGCAGGCCCUGGCACCCUCUUUGAGAACGUCCCCCAGGAGGCGCUGGGUGAGGUGGUGGCCAGCUGCCCUGUGCCAGGCAUGGUGCCCGGCUCGCAGGUGAUCAUCAUCGCGGGCCCUGGCUAUGACGCCCUCACAGCGGAAGGCAUCCAUCUCAAUGUGGCUGCGGGCAGUGGCACCCCCAGCAGCGGCCUGGGCGAGGAGGUGCCCUGCGCCAUGAUGGAGGGCGUGGCAGCCUAUACCCAGACGGAGCCCGAGGGCAGCCGGCCCAGCGCCGUGGACCCCACCUCUGUAGCCGGCAUGGAGACCAAGAAAGAGAAGGAGGACCUGUACAUGCUCAAAACAGAGGAGAAAGAGGAGCUGGUUGCCCCACAGCUGGCGGAGCUGGCAGCUACAGUGCCUGAGAGCACGGAGCCCGAGGCCGAGGCAGACGGCGAGGAGCUGGACGGCAGCGACAUGUCUGCCAUCAUCUACGAGAUCCCCAAGGAGCCCGAGAAGAGGCGGCGGAGUAAGCGGUCCCGGGUGAUGGAUGCUGACGGCCUGCUCGAGAUGUUCCACUGUCCCUACGAGGGCUGCAGCCAGGUCUAUGUGGCCCUCAGCAGCUUCCAGAACCACGUCAACCUCGUGCACCGGAAAGGGAAGACCAAAGUGUGUCCUCACCCCGGCUGCGGGAAGAAGUUCUAUUUAUCCAACCACCUGCGGCGGCACAUGAUCAUCCACUCAGGUGUCCGGGAGUUCACCUGCGAGACCUGCGGCAAGUCCUUCAAGAGGAAGAACCACCUGGAAGUGCACCGGCGCACGCACACCGGCGAGACACCUCUGCAGUGUGAGAUCUGCGGCUACCAGUGCCGGCAGCGCGCGUCGCUCAACUGGCACAUGAAGAAGCACACGGCCGAGGUGCAGUACAACUUCACGUGCGAGCGCUGCGGAAAGCGCUUUGAGAAGCUGGACAGCGUCAAGUUCCACACGCUCAAGAGCCACCCCGACCACAAGCCCGCUUGACCCGCCCGGCCGCCGCCCUUCACCCCUAAUUUAUUCGUCCCCUCGGACACCGUGCCCGGCCCGCGGGGGCCUGGACAGCGUGGGGCCGCCGGACCGGCCGGAAGGAGGCGGCCCGCCCUGCCCUGUAGCCUCUCAUCCGGGUGCCGGUGCGGGGCCGCGCUGCCGGAACCGUGGAGAGAGCGGAGCCAGAUUAAAGCGCGCGGAAGGAGCA
This is a messenger RNA of Chinchilla lanigera (long-tailed chinchilla), 2096 nucleotides long. It is a transcript of the gene Znf653, whose product is annotated as zinc finger protein 653. Lineage: Eukaryota; Metazoa; Chordata; Mammalia; Rodentia; Chinchillidae. Gene Ontology annotation, cellular component: nucleus. The record is from RefSeq and is a predicted model, not a curated record. Gene Ontology annotation, biological process: regulation of transcription by RNA polymerase II. Gene Ontology annotation, molecular function: transcription coregulator activity.